Messenger RNA from Komagataella phaffii GS115, 1005 nucleotides. RefSeq names its product Mitochondrial malate dehydrogenase, catalyzes interconversion of malate and oxaloacetate. The record is from RefSeq and is a predicted model, not a curated record. Gene Ontology annotation, biological process: tricarboxylic acid cycle; malate metabolic process. Gene Ontology annotation, molecular function: L-malate dehydrogenase (NAD+) activity. Gene Ontology annotation, cellular component: cytoplasm; mitochondrion. NCBI's taxonomy places the organism in Eukaryota, Fungi, Ascomycota, Pichiomycetes, Pichiales, Pichiaceae. Bases 1 to 1005 code for a protein of 334 amino acids. The transcript has a single exon.
AUGUUGUCCACAAUUGCCAAGCGUCAAUUCUCCUCCUCUGCCUCUACUGCCUACAAGGUUGCCGUUCUUGGUGCCGCUGGUGGAAUUGGUCAGCCUUUGUCGUUGCUGAUGAAGUUGAACCACAAGGUUACUGACUUAGCCCUGUAUGACAUCCGUUUGGCUCCAGGUGUAGCCGCUGAUGUAUCCCACAUCCCAACCAACUCCACCGUCACCGGUUACACUCCUGAAGAUAAUGGUUUGGAAAAGACACUGACGGGAGCUGAUCUGGUCAUCAUUCCAGCUGGUGUCCCAAGAAAGCCAGGUAUGACCAGAGACGAUCUGUUCAACACCAAUGCUUCUAUUGUCAGAGAUUUGGCCAAAGCUGUUGGUGACUACAGUCCUAGUGCUGCGGUUGCUAUUAUUUCUAACCCAGUUAACUCCACUGUUCCAAUUGUUGCUGAGGUCUUGAAGUCCAAGGGUGUCUACAACCCAAAGAAGCUAUUCGGUGUCACCACUUUGGAUGUUCUGAGAGCCUCUCGUUUCUUGUCUCAAGUGCAAGGUACCAACCCAGCCAGUGAGCCAGUCACUGUUGUUGGUGGUCACUCAGGUGUCACUAUUGUUCCUCUGCUGUCUCAAUCUAAGCACAAGGACUUGCCAAAGGACACUUACGACGCUCUGGUCCACCGUAUCCAAUUUGGUGGUGAUGAGGUUGUCAAGGCCAAAGAUGGUGCUGGAUCUGCUACGCUGUCUAUGGCUCAGGCCGGUGCUAGAUUUGCCAGCUCCGUGUUGAACGGUUUGGCCGGUGAGAAUGAUGUCGUUGAGCCAUCUUUCGUCGACUCUCCAUUGUUCAAGGAUGAGGGUAUUGAAUUCUUCUCCUCCAAGGUUACUUUGGGUCCAGAGGGUGUCAAGACCAUCCAUGGUUUGGGAGAAUUGUCUGCUGCUGAAGAGGAGAUGAUCACAACUGCCAAGGAGACUUUGGCCAAGAACAUCGCUAAGGGUCAAGAGUUUGUUAAGCAAAACCCAUAA